CAAAAGAGCUUAGGACCGGCACGUAUAUUACCUGAAAACUCAUCCCUCUCUCUCUGAGUCCUUCUUCUUCAUUUUCUCACAAACCGUCUCUCUCUCUCUCCUUCUCGAGUCUCUUGCUUCUUCUAUCCUCUCUCCCUCUCUCUCUCGGUAGAUCGAUCUCUGGGAUUUGAAGAACCUUUGUUCGAUUUGGAAUUUUGAGAUCGUGCUUCCCUCUUUUUCAUGUUGAGUCGGUUCGUUUCUCGGAUCUCGAUGAUCCUCGAUUUUCUCAAUCAAACUUGAAACCUUUCCAAUUUUUUUCCCAUCUCCUAGCUUAAUUUCUUUUCGCCGCCAUGUUCGAAGCUCAUGUACUGCAUCUGCUUCGGAGGUAUUUGGGUGAAUAUGUGCAUGGACUCUCGACAGAGGCUCUGAGAAUUAGUGUCUGGAAAGGUGAUGUUGUUCUUAAAGAUUUGAAAUUAAAGGCAGAGGCUUUGAAUUCACUGAAACUUCCGGUAGCUGUCAAAUCCGGUUUUGUUGGAACCAUCACUUUGAAGGUCCCUUGGAAAAGUUUGGGGAAAGAGCCAGUCAUUGUUCUAAUCGACCGUGUCUUCGUCCUUGCUUAUCCUGCCCCUGAUGACCGAACACUUAAGGAGGAAGACAGGGAAAAGCUUCUAGAAACCAAGCUUCAGCAGAUUGAGGAAGCAGAAACAGCAACUCUUGACGCAAGGGCAAAAUCGAAGCUGGGAAGUCCUCCACCAGGAAAUUCAUGGAUAGGUUCGAUUAUUGCUACUAUUAUUGGUAAUCUGAAAGUUUCCAUCAGCAAUGUACAUAUUAGAUACGAGGAUUCUACCAGUAAUCCAGGGCACCCCUUUGCUGCGGGCAUCACCUUGGCCAAGCUCGCAGCUGUUACAAUGGAUGAAGAAGGAAAUGAGACCUUUGACACAAGUGGCGCUUUGGAUAAACUUCGUAAGUCAUUGCAGCUUGAAAGACUUGCUCUGUAUCAUGAUUCUAAUAGCUUUCCCUGGGAAAUAGAGAAGCAGUGGGAUGAUAUUACUCCUGCAGAAUGGGUUGAGAUGUUUGAAGAUGGCAUAAAGGCGCAGACGGAGCAAAAAAUAAAGUCGAAAUGGGCCUUAAAUCGUCACUAUUUAUUGUCCCCUAUCAAUGGAUCUCUUAAAUAUCACCGGUUAGGCAACCAGGAGAGAAAUAAUCCGGAGAUUCCAUUUGAAAGGGCAUCAGUUAUCCUUAAUGAUGUUAACGUGACUAUCACAGAGGAGCAAUAUCAUGAUUGGAUAAAGCUGGUUGAAGUUGUUUCCAGAUACAAAACAUAUAUAGAGAUUUCACAUUUAAGGCCCAUGGUUCCUGUUUCAGAGGCUCCACGUUUGUGGUGGCGGUUUGCUGCUCAAGCUAGUUUGCAACAAAAGAGAUUAUGUUAUCGAUUUUCUUGGGAUAGCAUCCACCAUCUUUGCCAGUUACGUCGGCGCUAUAUUCAGCUGUAUGCCAAUUUUCUGCAGCAGUCAUCAGAUGCUAAUUACCCAGAGAUGAGAGAAAUCGAAAAGGACCUUGAUUCCAAAGUGAUUCUUUUAUGGAGGUUGCUUGCACAUGCAAAGGUAGAAUCUGUAAAGUCAAAAGAAGCAGCUGAGCAGAGAAAGCUGAAAAAGGGUGGCUGGUUCUCAUUCAAAUGGCGGACAGAAGCUGAAGAUGAUCCUGACGUCGAUAGUGUGGCUGAUGGAUCAAAAUUGACGGAGGAAGGAUUGACUAAAGAAGAGUGGAAGUCCAUAAAUAAGUUACUGAGUCAUCAGCCAGAUGAAGAGAUGAGUUUGUAUUCAGGAAAAGACAUGCAGAAUAUGACUCACUUUCUUGUAACGGUAUCAAUUGGUCAAGGUGCGGCUAGGAUUGUUGAUAUAAAUCAGACUGAGGUGCUGUGUGGUAGGUUUGAGCAGCUCGAUGUGACGACCAAGUUCAGAUAUCGAAGUACUCAGUGUGAUGUAUCACUGAGGUUCUAUGGCUUAUCUGCACCAGAAGGUUCCCUAGCGCAGAGUGUAUCCAGUGAGAGAAAGACAAAUGCCUUGAUGGCUAGUUUUGUGAACGCACCUAUUGGAGAGAACAUUGAUUGGAGGCUAUCAGCCACAAUAUCCCCUUGUCAUGCUACGAUCUGGACUGAAAGUUAUGAUCGUGUAUUGGAGUUUGUGAAGCGAAGUAAUGCAGUUAGCCCUACUGUUGCACUGGAAACUGCUGCUGUACUUCAGAUGAAACUAGAGGAAGUGACUCGACGGGCUCAAGAGCAACUUCAAAUAGUAUUGGAGGAGCAAAGCAGAUUUGCUCUCGACAUUGAUCUUGAUGCUCCGAAGGUGAGAAUUCCUUUGAGAGCUUCAGGAUCGUCCAAGUGCAGUAGCCAUUUCCUAUUGGAUUUUGGUAAUUUCACGUUAACCACCAUGGAUACUCGGUCUGAGGAGCAAAGGCAAAACUUAUAUUCCCGGUUCUGCAUUUCGGGAAGAGAUAUUGCUGCUUUCUUUACAGACUGUGGAUCUGACAACCAAGGAUGCAGUUUACUCAUGGAAGAUUUCACUAAUCAGCCAAUUUUGUCUCCCAUUCUAGAGAAAGCGGACAAUGUUUAUUCCCUUAUUGAUAGGUGUGGAAUGGCAGUUAUUGUUGAUCAGAUCAAAGUACCUCACCCAAGUUACCCAUCCACUAGAAUUUCCAUCCAAGUGCCAAAUAUUGGUGUUCAUUUCUCGCCAACAAGAUAUAUGAGGAUCAUGCAAUUGUUCGACAUCUUGUAUGGUGCUAUGAAAACCUACAGUCAAGCUCCUGUUGAUCAUAUCCCAGAUGGAAUCCAACCUUGGAGUCCUGCAGAUCUUGCUAGUGAUGCUAGAAUAUUAGUUUGGAAGGGAAUUGGCAACUCUAUUGCUACUUGGCAAUCUUGUCGCCUUGUUCUAUCUGGUUUAUAUCUGUAUACAUUGGAAUCAGAGAAGUCACUUGAUUAUCAACGUUAUUUAUGCAUGGCUGGUAGGCAAGUGUUCGAGGUUCCACCUGCAAAUGUUGGUGGUUCCCCAUACUGUCUUGCUGUCGGUAUAAGGGGAACAGAUCUUAAAAAGGCCCUGGAAUCUUCUAGCACUUGGAUCAUAGAAUUUCAGGGGGAGGAGAAGGCAGCUUGGCUGAGAGGUUUGGUCCAAGCCACCUAUCAAGCUUCUGCACCUCUGUCGGGGGAUAUACUUGGUCAAACGAGUGAUGGUGACUUCCAUGAACCUCAGACCAGGAAUAUGAAAGCUGCUGAUCUAGUUAUUACUGGUGCUUUGGUUGAGACGAAUUUGUACUUGUAUGGAAAGAUAAAAGUUGAAUGUGAUGAGCAGGUUGAAGAGGUUCUGCUUCUUAAGGUUCUUGCUUCCGGAGGAAAGGUGCACGUGAUAAGUUCCGAGAGUGGUUUAACUGUUAGGACAAAGUUGCACUCUCUGAAAAUCAAAGAUGAACUUCAGCAGCAGCAGUCAGGAAGUGCUCAGUAUUUGGCGUACUCUGUUCUGAAGAACGAAGACAUUCAAGAAUCAUUAGAAACAUGGGAUUCUUUUGACAAGGAGAUGCCUGUAGGACAUGCAGAUGAUGAAGAUGCCUACACUGAUGCUUUGCCAGAGUUUCUGUCUCCUACAGAACCAGGUACUCCGGAUAUGGAUAUGAUUCAAUGCAGCAUGAUGAUGGACUCCGAUGAACAUGUGGGACUUGAGGAUGCUGAAGGAAUAGUUCAUGAAAAAGAUACAACUCAGGGAAAAGUUCUUUGCGAUGAGGUCUUCUAUGAGGUGCAGGGUGGGGAAUUUUCUGAUUUUGUAUCAGUUGUUUUCUUGACGAGGAGCUCCAGUUCCCACGAUUAUAAUGGAAUCGACACACAGAUGAGCAUUCGCAUGUCAAAACUGGAGUUCUUUUGUAGCAGACCAACUUUAGUUGCUCUAAUUGGUUUUGGAUUUGACUUGAGCACGGCAUCAUACAUUGAAAAUGCUAAAGACGCCAACAAUUCGGCAUCUGAGAAAUCUGAUAGUGAGAAAGAAACAAAUGAUGAAAGUGGACGCAUUGAAGGCUUACUUGGAUAUGGCAAGGAACGUGUUGUGUUUUACCUGAACAUGAAUGUUGAUAAUGUGACUGUGUUUCUUAACAAGGAGGAUGGUUCUCAGCUUGCGAUGUUUGUGCAGGAACGAUUUGUGUUGGACAUUAAGGUUCACCCGAGCUCUCUUUCGAUAGAAGGGACUCUGGGAAAUUUCAAACUCUGUGACAAGUCGUUGGAAUCUGGAAACUGUUGGAGUUGGCUCUGUGACAUACGUGAUCCUGGUGUUGAGUCUCUCAUCAAGUUCAAAUUCAGUUCCUACAGUGCUGGAGAUGACGACUAUGAAGGAUAUGAUUAUAGCUUAACUGGUAAACUAUCGGCUGUUCGUAUUGUAUUCCUCUACAGAUUUGUUCAAGAGGUCACAGCGUACUUCAUGGGACUUGCCACUCCUCAUACUGAAGAAGUCAUUAAACUUGUUGACAAAGUUGGAGGAUUUGAGUGGCUAAUCCAGAAAGAUGAAAUGGAUGGUGCUACUGCGCUGAAACUGGACCUUUCAUUAGACACUCCAAUAAUUGUUGUCCCUAGAGAUUCUCUUAGCAAAGAUUACAUUCAACUUGACCUUGGUCAGCUGGAGGUAUCAAAUGAUAUAAGUUGGCAUGGGUGUCCGGAGAAAGACCCAAGUGCUGUACGUGUAGAUGUUCUUCAUGCGAAGAUUCUUGGCCUAAAUAUGUCAGUGGGCAUAAAUGGUUCAAUUGGUAAACCAAUGAUACGUGAAGGCCAGGGACUGGACAUCUUUGUCCGGCGCAGCCUAAGAGAUGUUUUUAAAAAAGUCCCAACAGUUUCAGUUGAGGUUAAGAUUGAUUUCUUGCAUGCUGUGAUAUCUGACAAAGAAUAUGAUAUUAUUGUAAGUUGCACAACCAUGAAUUUGUUUGAGGAGCCAAGGCUCCCUCCAGAUUUCCGUGGCAGCAGUUCUGGUCCCAAAGCUAAAAUGCGUCUACUGGCUGACAAAGUUAACUUGAAUAGUCAGAUGAUAAUGUCACGUACAGUUACCAUACUGGCUGUUGAUAUCAAUUAUGCUCUUCUCGAGUUACGUAAUAGUGUUAAUGAAGAGUCACCAUUAGCUCAUGUUGCGCUUGAUAUCCGUCCUAACACGAAGCCUGAAAUGCGAUUGAUGCUCGGCUCAUCAGUCGAUGCUUCCAAGCAAGCUUCCUCUGGAUCUUUUCCCUUUUCUUUGAAUAAGGGAAGCUUUAAGCGAGUCAACUCUAGGGCUGAUCUUGAUUUUGACGCACCAUGUUCAACAAUGUUGCUGAUGGAUUAUAGAUGGCGAGCAUCCUCUCAGUCAUGUGUUUUGCGGGUUCAACAACCUCGUAUCCUAGCUGUUCCUGACUUCCUUCUUGCGGUUGGUGAAUUUUUUGUUCCAGCUUUGCGUGCAAUAACAGGAAGAGACGAAACAUUAGAUCCAACAAAUGAUCCAAUCACCCGAAGUCGUGGCAUAAUUCUCUCUGAGCCUCUUUAUAAACAGACGGAAGAUGUUGUGUACUUGUCCCCGUGUAGACAGUUAGUAGCAGACUCAUUAGGCAUUGAUGAGUAUACUUAUGACGGAUGCGGAAAGGUAGUAUCUUUGAGUGAGCAAGGAGAGAAGAAUUUAAACAUAGGAAGAUUAGAACCCAUCAUAAUUGUUGGACAUGGAAAGAGGUUGCGGUUCAUCAAUGUGAAAAUUAAGAAUGGACCGCUUCUGAGCAAGUGCAUUUACUUGAGUAACGAUAGUAGCUGUUUAUUUUCUCCGGAAGAUGGUGUUGACAUCUCAAUGUUAGAAAACGCCUCAUCAAAUCUUGAGAAUGUGCUUAGCCAUGUGCACAAAUCAUCAGAUGUUUCAGACGCUUGUCAAUAUGAUUCGAAGUCUGGUCAGAGUUAUACCUUUGAAGCUCAGGUUGUUUCUCCUGAGUUCACCUUCUUUGAUGGUACAAAAUCAUCUCUGGAUGACUCCACUGCUGUAGAAAAGCUUUUGCGAGUUAAAUUGGAUUUUAAUUUUAUGUAUGCCUCAAAAGAAAAUGACAUCUGGGUUCGAGCUUUGCUGAAGAACCUGGUGGUUGAAACUGGUUCUGGUCUUAUCAUUCUUGAUCCAGUUGAUAUCUCCGGGGGAUACACUUCUGUCAAAGAGAAAACAAAUAUGUCCUUAACCUCCACUGACAUAUACAUGCACCUUUCUUUUAGUGCUCUUUCUCUCCUACUGAACCUGCAGAGCCAAGUAACUGGGGCUUUACAAUCUGGAAAUGCUAUUCCUUUAGCUUCAUGCACCAACUUCCACAGGAUUUGGGUUUCACCGAAAGAAAAUGGACCGAGGAACAACCUCACAAUUUGGAGACCGCAGGCUCCUUCAAACUAUGUCAUAUUGGGAGACUGUGUGACGUCAAGGGCAAUUCCUCCUACACAAGCUGUACUGGCAGUAAGUAAUACAUACGGGCGUGUGAGGAAGCCAAUUGGGUUUAAUUGUAUUGGCCUGUUCUCUGUUAUUCAAGGUUUAGAAGGGGCUAAUGUUCCUCAUUCCCGUGAUAGCAAUGAGUGUUCCCUCUGGAUGCCUGUAGCUCCUGCAGGAUACACUGCUAUGGGUUGUGUUGCAAAUUUAGGAAGUGAGCCACCAGCUGAUCACAUUGUUUAUUGUCUGAGGUCUGACCUUGUAUCUUCCAGCAGUUUCUCUGAGUGCAUAUACACUGUGCCCUCCAGUUCAUUAUUUGAGUCUGGAUUGAGCAUGUGGCGUGCUGAUAAUGUUCUUGGAUCAUUCUAUGCUCACACUUCAACUGCAGAACCUUCUAGACAAUAUAGCCCUGGCCUCAGUCAUUGUCUUCUUUGGAAUCCCCUUCAGUCGAAGACAUCUCCAUUAUCUGACCAAUCAUCGACAAGUGGAUCUCAGAGCGAGCAAACAAGCGACCAGACUGGAAGUUCAUCGGGAUGGGACAUUCUCAGGUCAAUUUCUAAGGCAACUAGUUAUCAUGUUUCAACGCCUAACUUUGAGAGAAUCUGGUGGGACAAGGGUGGUGAUCUUCGUAGACCUGUCUCAAUAUGGAGGCCUGUACCACGUCCUGGAUUUGCAAUAUUGGGUGAUAGCAUAACUGAAGGAUUGGAGCCACCUGCACUUGGUAUACUCUUCAAAGCAGAUGACUCUGAGAUUGCUGCAAAACCUGUGCAGUUCACUAAAGUCGCACAUAUUGUGGGGAAAGGUUUUGAUGAAGUUUUUUGCUGGUUUCCUGUUGCACCUCCUGGUUAUGUUUCUCUAGGAUGUGUUCUCUCUAAAUUUGAUGAGGCCCCACGUGUGGAUUCGUUUUGUUGUCCACGGAUUGAUCUUGUUAACCAGGCCAACAUAUAUGAAGCCUCUGUCACGAGAUCUUCAAGUUCAAAGUCUUCUCAAUGCUGGAGCAUUUGGAAAGUUGACAAUCAGGCAUGCACUUUUCUUGCGCGUGCUGAUCUUAAAAGGCCUCCAAGUCGGUUGGCUUUCGCUGUUGGAGAAUCGGUGAAGCCGAAGACACAGGAUAAUGUAAAUGCGGAAAUUAAGCUGAGAUGCUUCUCCAUGACACUUCUAGAUGGUUUACAUGGAAUGAUGACUCCUCUCUUUGACACAACUGUCACCAAUAUCAAACUAGCAACUCAUGGUCGUCCUGAGGCCAUGAAUGCAGUACUCAUUUCAUCAAUCGCUGCUUCAACAUUUAACCCGCAGUUGGAAGCGUGGGAGCCGCUUAUAGAGCCAUUUGAUGGAAUAUUCAAGAUGGAAACAUAUGAUACUGCUUUGAACCAAUCAUCAAAGCCAGGAAAACGACUGCGAAUUGCUGCUACUAACAUUUUGAACAUAAAUGUUAGUGCUGCAAACCUUGAAACUCUUGGCGAUGCUGUUGUGUCCUGGAGAAGGCAAUUAGAACUUGAAGAAAGAGCGGCCAAAAUGAAAGAAGAAUCCGCCGUCUCUCGUGAGAGUGGGGUUCUUUCAGCUUUUUCAGCUCUUGACGAAGAUGAUUUUCAGACCAUUGUGGUAGAGAAUAAACUCGGCCGUGACAUAUAUCUGAAAAAGUUGGAGGAGAACUCAGAUGUAGUUGUAAAAUUGUGUCACGACGAAAACACUUCUGUCUGGGUUCCACCGCCAAGGUUCUCCAAUAGGUUAAAUGUUGCAGACAGUUCUAGAGAAGCACGCAAUUACAUGACUGUACAGAUUCUUGAGGCUAAGGGUUUACAUAUCAUAGAUGAUGGUAAUAGUCACAAUUUCUUUUGCACCCUACGCCUCGUUGUUGAUAGUCAGGGUGCAGAACCACAAAAACUUUUUCCUCAAAGUGCUAGGACAAAGUGCGUGAAGCCUUCAACUACAAUUGUCAACGACUUGAUGGAGUGCACUUCCAAGUGGAAUGAACUUUUUAUUUUUGAAAUUCCUAGGAAGGGAUUGGCCAGGUUGGAGGUGGAGGUGACAAACCUUGCUGCGAAAGCUGGAAAAGGGGAGGUCGUCGGGUCGCUUUCGUUUCCUGUUGGACAUGGGGAGAGUACGCUUAGAAAGAUAGCUUCAGUAAGGAUGCUACAUCAUUCAAGUGAUGCAGAGAAUAUAAGUUCCUAUACCCUUCAGAGAAAGAAUGCUGAAGAUAAACAUGACAAUGGGUGCUUGCUUAUCUCAACAUCUUACUUUGAGAAGACUACAAUACCCAACACACUAAGAAAUAUAGAAAGUAAGGAUUUUGUUGACGGAGACACUGGUUUCUGGAUUGGAGUUCGCCCUGAUGACUCAUGGCAUAGCGUUCGCUCGCUGCUUCCGCUUGGUAUUGCUCCGAAAUCCCUACAAAAUGAUUUUAUUGCAAUGGAGGUUUCUAUGAGAAAUGGAAGAAAGCACGCAACAUUCAGAUGUUUAGCUACAGUUGUAAAUGAUUCAGAUGUCAAUUUAGAGAUAUCCAUAUCUUCUGAUCAGAAUGUCUCUUCGGGAGCAAGCAAUCAUAAUGCAUUGAUUGCUGCAAGAUCUUCAUAUGUUUUACCAUGGGGAUGUUUAUCAAAGGAUAAUGAAAAGUGCCUCCAUGUCCGACCAAGGUCUCAUCUUUUAGCUUCGGAAGAUUCUGAGUUUCAUGUGAUUGUUGAGCUUGCUGAACUUGGAAUCUCUGUAGUCGAUCAUGCUCCUGAGGAAAUACUGUACAUGUCAGUGCAAAACCUCUUUGUGGCAUAUUCAACCGGCUUGGGCUCUGGACUUAGCAGCUAUUCUGAAAUGACCAUAAUGAUUUUCGAUGAAUGUGGCUGCCGUCUCUAUGCAUUCAGGGGGGCUGCACCAAAGACUAUAAGGUUCUUUGUCCCAUACUGGAUUGCAAAUGAUUCGUAUCUUCCUCUAGGCUAUAGAGUAGUGGAGAUUGAACCUUCAGAAAAUGUGGAAGCUGGCUCUCCCUGUCUAUCUAGGGCUUCCAAAUCUUUUAAGAAAAAUCCAGUUUUUUCGAUGGAGAGGAGACAACAAAAGAAAAAUGUCCGAGUGCUUGAGGUUAUUGAGGAUACUAGUCCAAUGCCUAGUAUGCUUUCUCCACAAGAAUCUGCUGGCCGGAGUGGCGUUGUGCUGUUUCCGUCUCAGAAGGAUUCUUAUGUUUCCCCGCGAAUUGGUAUUGCUAUUGCAGCUCGGGAUUCUGAUAUUUACAGUACUGGAAUUUCUCUUCUUGAGCUUGAGAAGAAGGAACGCAUAGAUGUAAAGGCAUUCUGCAAAGACGCCUCAUACUACAUGCUCUCAGCAGUAUUAAAUAUGACAUCUGACAGAACAAAGGUUAUUCAUCUCCAGCCACACACCUUAUUCAUCAACAGGGUGGGCAUGAGCAUCUGUAUUCAACAGUGCGAUUGUCAGACAGAAGAAUGGAUUAAUCCUUCUGAUCCUCCGAAACUCUUUGGAUGGCAGUCUUCCACCCGGCUUGAGUUGCUGAAAUUACGAGUGAAGGGAUAUAGAUGGAGCACGCCAUUCAGUGUCUUUAGCGAAGGCAUAAUGCGUGUCCCUGUUUCAAGAGAAGAUGGGACUGAUCAAUUGCAGCUAAGAGUACAAGUCAGAAGCGGGACAAAGAACUCACGUUAUGAAGUUAUUUUCAGACCUAACUCUAUCUCUGGCCCUUACAGGAUCGAGAACCGUUCCAUGUUUCUUCCUAUUCGCUAUCGCCAAGUGGAUGGUGUCAACGAGUCUUGGCAAUUUGUUCCUCCUAACGCGGCUGCUUCGUUUUAUUGGGAAGAUCUUGGUAGACGACAUCUAUUUGAACUCCUUGUUGAUGGAAACGAUCCUUCUAAAUCAGAAAAAUACGAUAUUGAUAAGAUAGGUGAUCAUCCACCACGAAGUGAAAAUGGACCUACCAGACCCAUACGAGUUACUAUUUUAAAGGAGGACAAAAGGAAUAUUGUCAGGAUCAGUGACUGGAUGCCAGCAAUUGAGCCUACUUCAAGCAUAAGCAGAAGACUUCCAGCAUCAUCUCUGUCAGAAUUAUCUGGAAAUGAGUCUCAGCAGUCUCAUCUUUUAGCUUCGGAAGAUUCUGAGUUUCAUGUGAUUGUUGAGCUUGCUGAACUUGGAAUCUCUGUAAUCGAUCAUGCUCCUGAGGAAAUACUGUACAUGUCAGUGCAAAACCUCUUUGUGGCAUAUUCAACCGGCUUGGGCUCUGGACUUAGCAGGUUCAAACUAAGGAUGCAAGGAAUACAAGUUGAUAACCAAUUGCCAUUGGCUCCAAUGCCAGUUCUGUUCAGACCACAGAGAACUGGAGACAAAGCUGAUUACAUUCUGAAGUUUUCUGUUACUUUGCAAUCAAAUGCUGGUCUCGAUCUCCGUGCCUACCCGUAUAUAGGUUUCCAAGGACGUGAAAAUACUGCCUUUCUGGUAAACAUUCAUGAACCUAUUAUCUGGCGCAUUCAUGAGAUGAUCCAGCAAGCCAACUUGAGUAGACUAUCCGAUUCAAAGUCGACGGCUGUAUCAGUUGAUCCAUUCAUUCAGAUCGGAGUUCUUAACAUCUCGGAAGUUAAAUUUAAAGUAUCCAUGGCCAUGUCCCCCAGUCAAAGGCCAAGGGGAGUGCUUGGAUUUUGGUCAUCCCUGAUGACUGCUCUUGGGAAUACAGAAAACAUGCCAGUACGCAUAAGUGAGAGAUUUAAUGAGAACAUAUCCAUGCGCCAAAGUACUAUGAUCAAUAAUGCUAUUAGGAACGUAAAGAAAGAUCUCCUUGGCCAGCCUCUUCAGUUGCUUUCAGGUGUUGAUAUUCUUGGCAAUGCAAGCAGCGCACUUGGACAUAUGAGUCAGGGCAUAGCUGCAUUAUCAAUGGACAAAAAAUUCAUACAAAGUCGUCAGAGACAGGAGAACAAAGGUGUUGAGGACUUUGGCGAUAUUAUCAGAGAAGGAGGUGGAGCUUUUGCGAAAGGCCUGUUUAGAGGAGUCACAGGCAUAUUGACGAAGCCUCUUGAAGGUGCAAAGUCUUCAGGUGUCGAAGGCUUUGUCUCUGGUUUUGGGAAAGGAAUCAUUGGUGCUGCUGCCCAACCUGUGAGCGGAGUUCUGGAUCUUCUGUCAAAGACCACCGAAGGUGCAAAUGCCAUGAGGAUGAAGAUAGCAGCUGCCAUAACUUCAGAUGAACAACUGCUUCGUCGGAGACUUCCAAGAGCUGUUGGUGCUGAUAGCUUACUUCGUCCUUACAAUGAAUACAGAGCACAGGGACAGGUCAUAUUGCAGUUGGCAGAAUCUGGAUCAUUCCUGGGGCAGGUUGAUCUGUUUAAAGUACGUGGGAAGUUUGCACUAACAGAUGCCUAUGAAAGUCAUUUCAUUCUACCAAAGGGAAAAGUUCUGAUGAUCACACAUAGAAGAGUGAUAUUGCUACAACAACCCUCCAACAUAAUGGGUCAAAGGAAAUUUAUCCCGGCCAAAGAUGCGUGUUCUAUACAGUGGGACAUUCUAUGGAAUGAUCUGGGAACCAUGGAGCUGACUGACGGGAAAAAAGACCAACCUAACUCUCCACCCUCGCGGCUUAUUCUUUAUCUGAAAGCAAAGCCAUAUGAUUCGAAGGAACAAGUCCGUGUUGUAAAGUGCAGCCCCAACACCAAACAGGCCUUUGAUGUUUACUCAGCCAUCGAUCAAGCCAUUAACUUGUACGGGGAGGAUGCUUUAAAGGGAAUGGUGAAAAACAAAGUGACAAGGCCAUAUUCCCCAAUGUCUGAGAGUUCUUGGGCUGAAGGGGCAUCUCAACAAAUGCCAGCUUCAGUUACACCAUAUUCAACCUUUGGCACAAGCCCUUCUUCAAGCUCAAGUUAAAGCUCGUAGAAGCUGUCAGAAUCUUUGAGCUCUCUCACCUUCCAAUCUCCCCUUCUGGCCUCCCCGGUGGGCGAGAUGAAAAACACAGCUUUGGCGGAAAAAGGACAUUUCAUUUUGUUCAGAUUUUUCUGGUGUAGGAUUUUGGUAAUCAUAUCGUAGAAAAUAUUUAAGUGUGUAUAUAUGAUAAACGUCUGCAGAUCUGUGCUGGUACUGUACAGACUUGUCCAACACUAGACUCGUGUAUCACAUCAGAUGUAUACGGGGCUUACCUUAUAUAAUUUUAUUUAUUUUUUUACA
Camelina sativa (false flax) is the source of this 12551-nucleotide messenger RNA. The record is from RefSeq and is a predicted model, not a curated record. NCBI's taxonomy places the organism in Eukaryota, Viridiplantae, Streptophyta, Magnoliopsida, Brassicales, Brassicaceae.